Messenger RNA from Panonychus citri (citrus red mite), 844 nucleotides. Its product is annotated as 26 kDa secreted antigen-like. NCBI's taxonomy places the organism in Eukaryota, Metazoa, Arthropoda, Arachnida, Trombidiformes, Tetranychidae. The record is from RefSeq and is a predicted model, not a curated record. The transcript has a single exon. The coding region runs from base 33 to 668 and encodes 211 amino acids.
GUAUCUCAGUAUUACUAGUUAAAUUAUCAACUAUGAUCAGUCUAUUAUAUCUGUUGAUUGUUACAUUUCUGACCAAUAUACUAAGUGUCCAGUGUCAGAAUAACAUUUAUUGUCCCCGUCGAAAUGCAACCGUUGAGAAAAAGUUCCAAGACAAUUUAAUAAACAAGGAUUUUAGUUUGAACGAAACACAAAGAAAUGAACAAUUAAGUUUCAUUAAAAUACGUUAUCUGAGAAAGAGACAAGUUAAUUGUGGAACCAAUUUAUCAAUAAUCGAUACAUUGAUUCAACCAGAGGUAAAAUUUGAUGUAACUUCGGGUCCAAAUGAUAACAGUUUAUUCACGUUCAUAAUGAUCGGCCCAAUUAAACCGAUUCCAACCCCUUCGUUGUCACUUCUUCACUGGCUGGUUACCAAUAUUCCAGGUAACGAUCUUAAAAACGGAACCACUUUCGCACCUUAUCUCAACCCAUUCCCGAUCGUACUUCAAGGAUCUUAUCGAUAUGUUUUCAUGGUCUAUCGUCAAUCGAGAUACCUUGAACCUGAUCUUCAAGAGAUCGUCCGAUUAGCGUUUGCUGUCACCCCUUGGGCCAUAGAAAACGGGCUUUCAGGCCCAAUAGCGGGAAACUUUUUCUACGAAGCAGUUCCUGGUUAUUACAGUCCAAGAGGAUAGUUAAUUGUAAUUCGAAGAGAAAAACUUUUCCAACUGAUUAAGAUUUUCUAUUGAUUUUCUCUCAAUUUAAUGGUAAUUAAAAUUCUAUUCAUAUGUUCAUCGAAAAUUAAAAUAUUCUCAACAAAAUAAUGAUUCUAAAUAUCUAAUCAAUUGUUAACUAUUCAAUCUAAUUGCAA